AUGUUCAAUAAAAAGUAACUUUAAAGAAUCGUUAUAUGUGGAGAUUUUAUUCAUAAUAACGUACGGUUCGACUAAUUGGCUAACAUUAUAGAAUAAUCAGACCUAAAAUUCACUAGAACAAUCCAAGGAAAGGUAGUGUAAUCUCUCUUAGAUUCCAUUUGCUACCCAGGACAAGAAUACAGUGAGAAAAAUCUCCUGUUCACUAAACUCUCAGAUCAUCCAAGAAUAUAUUGCCAACUAACUCUAUAAGGAGUUUAAAAUUAAAAAGAACAAAGGGUUGGUUGGAGUAAGUCGAAUGCUUAUAAUCUCAAUUAAGAAGCAGCAUUAAAAUGCAAUGAUUUUUAAACAUGGUACAACUAUGUAAGAUAUAAUCUAAGAAAACGAUAAGCAAUUAAAAAGAUUCGUGUAACUAUACCAUAUCAGGCUAAAGGAAAAUAAACGAUUGAAGAAUAACUUAUGAAAUCGGCUAUAUUAUUUAAUCAGCCAAACCUCAAGAAGGCUUUCCAAAAUAUAAAAAGAAUGGCAACUCUUAAUCCUUCAAAAAAGAAGCUGGGAUCUUUAGAGGCUUCAAGGAUGAUCAAGAUAAUUUCCAUAUUCAUUCAGAUACUGAAUAAAAUUUAUUACAAGAUUUAGACAGAAUUUUUGCAGAGAAGUGUAUAUCAGACUCUUACUCCUACAAAUUUGCCCCCUGUAUAGUAGAGAUUCAAAAGCUUUAAAAACUCAUAUCACAGGAAGUACUUUUUAGGUUAGAUAAAUUUAGUUUAGUUUAGGUUGUUUAAUUGUGGCGAAUAUGAAAUUUUGGAGAAAAAAAAGAUGAAAUAUUAUGAUGAUUGAUGAAACCAUGUACAUAAUAAGAGCUUAAAAAAAGAGGAGGAAGUGAUUAAUAAAUAGGUACUACUAAGUUUUUGAUGCUUUAGAGAAUAAUCAAAUGGUAUGAAAAUCGGAAGGUGGGACUUUCUAUUUCAAGAAAAAUGUUAUGUAUUAAUUUAUCCUUUUGAUAGUUGUGAGAGGACAAUACGAAAGUAGGAUUAAAAUUGGAAAAUGGACAAUUCUUGAUUCACAAUGGAAUAGGCAGGUUUCCGAGGGAAUUAACAAUAAGUAAACUUCUAAAAUUUCAGAGAAAAAGGAAAGGAUUAUAAUUUAAAUAAGUAAUAGAUAGUAUUUUGCUAAAAUACAACUUCCAACAUAGCUUUUAUGA
Paramecium octaurelia is the source of this 1198-nucleotide messenger RNA. NCBI's taxonomy places the organism in Eukaryota, Ciliophora, Oligohymenophorea, Peniculida, Parameciidae. The record is from the annotation of a GenBank genome assembly.